This is a messenger RNA of Corythoichthys intestinalis (scribbled pipefish), 7750 nucleotides long. It is a transcript of the gene get4, whose product is annotated as guided entry of tail-anchored proteins factor 4. Gene Ontology annotation, molecular function: protein binding. Lineage: Eukaryota; Metazoa; Chordata; Actinopteri; Syngnathiformes; Syngnathidae. The record is from RefSeq and is a predicted model, not a curated record. Gene Ontology annotation, cellular component: BAT3 complex; cytosol. Gene Ontology annotation, biological process: protein insertion into ER membrane. The transcript has 9 exons. The coding region runs from base 88 to 1059 and encodes 323 amino acids.
GACUUCUUCCGGUUUCCGCUGUCAACAUUCGGGCACGGGCAGUCAGUCACACACACAGUCAAUCAGCACCGCUGCGGAGCUACGACGAUGUCGGAGCAGGAGUCUCUGAGGUGCUCCAGCGGGAGAAACCGUGGUGGCGUACAGAGAGUUGAAGGCAAACUGCGGGCCAGCGUAGAAAAAGGGGAUUACUAUGAAGCACACCAGAUGUAUAGGACGUUAUUUUUUAGGUACAUGUCACAGGCAAAACACAAUGAAGCCAGAGAGCUGAUGUUCAAUGGUGCCCUACUCUUCUUCAGCUACAACCAGCAAAACAGCGCAGCAGAUCUUUCCAUGCUAGUACUUGAGGUGCUGGAAAAGUCCGACAGCAAAGUGGAAGAAGAUAUAUUAGAAAGUCUGGCCAAGCUGUUCAGCCACAUGGAUCAGAACUCUCCGGAAAGAGUAGCGUUCGUGUCUAGAGCCUUGAAAUGGUCCACGGGGGGCUCCGGAAAGUUGGGGAAUCCAAAGUUGCACCAGUUGCUGGCUGUCACCUUGUGGAAAGAGCAAAACUAUAGUGAAUCUCGUUACCACUUCCUGCAUUCGUCCGACGGGGAGGGCUGCGCACAAAUGCUGGUGGAGUAUUCGUCCUCCCGAGGUUUCCGGAGCGAGGUGGACAUGUUUGUGGCCCAGGCAGUCCUACAGUUCCUCUGCCUAAAGAACAAAAACAGCGCUUCCGUCGUGUUUAGCACGUACACAGAAAAACACCCGUCCAUAGAGAGGGGUCCACCAUUUGUUCAGCCCCUCCUUAACUUUAUCUGGUUUCUGCUGCUGGCAGUGGAUGGGGGUAAAUUAACAGUUUUCACAGUGUUAUGUGAGCAAUAUCAACCUUCACUGAAGAGGGACCCCAUGUAUAACGAGUACCUCGACAGAAUAGGACAGCUUUUCUUCGGCGUUCCCCCCAAACAAUCCCCGUCGUACGGCGGCCUACUAGGAAAUUUGCUCAACAGCCUGAUGGGAGCGGGCGAGGACGACGACGGCGUGGAGGAAGCCCAGGAGGACAGCAGCCCCAUCGAGCUGGAUUGAGCCAACUGUUUCAGAGGCCAAGAGCGAGAGAACAUAUGCUCACGCAUAAAACACAUACACACAAAGGGGAAAAGCGGGCUAACUUUACUAUUUAGGGGGGCAGCAAGUUCCAGAUCCAGUUGUAACUCGGAUUGCACUGAACUGCAGUCAAAUAUUUUAUUUAAUCAUUACCUUUAUGUUUGGACUGUGUUCAGAGAGUAUUGGGUUUGAAUUGAUGCACUUGUUGACAGCAUUGUAGACACAACGUGUUUUUUUUUUUUUUUUUUUUUUUUUUUUUUUAAAUACAGUCUCCAUGAGGUCUCAUGUUUUCUGGUUUUAAACACCCAACCUUAAUUCAAAUGUCUUGGUCGUCAUUUAAAUUUGCCCAUUUGUGGCAAAACCACUUCCCAGUUUCUAAUCUAUUUUCUUGCCUGGCUGCUGGUUUACAUGACUUUUUGUGUGGUUUCAAACAUGCCGUUUAUAUGGUACGGAAGCGUAUUGCUGCCACCCCCCAAUGUUUAGUUUUUACAUGUUUUUACGAGACAAUUACGCCGUUUUUUUUUUAUUUUUUUUUUUAUUUUUUUUUUUAUAUUAACACGUUUUUACAUGACAAGGAACCCCUCUUUAAUAUGAUAGUAUGUUUUAAGAUAUCACAUUUUUACAUGACUGUCAUAAAAAUGAUAACUGUCGUGUAAAAACAUCUUUAUCAUGUUUUUAAUGACAUUUUUACAUGAUAAUUAUCACAUUUUUACAUAGUACAAGUUUUUAAUAUGAUAGUUAUCACGUUUACAUAUCACUGUGUCCGUUCACAUGAUAGUAACACUUUUUUACUUUUUCCUGACAGUUAUCACAUUUUUAUCUGGGUCUUUGAAAAAGACCCAGAUAGUGUUAUGCAGCCCUAACCGCUUGACCGAUUGGCAUUGUUCAAGUAUCGACGCGUCUGGAUUUUUUGCGGGACGCAGGGAAUUUUUCAAACGGCUCCGAAAAAUUUUCCGUUGCGCUGCAAACGGCAACCCCCCCCCCCCAAAAAAAAUUUUUUCAAAAUCUAUCUAGUCCUACAAUUUUUGACCAAAUUACAUAAUUUAGGUAUCAAAAAUUCUGGGACGGUGAGGGGCAUAAAAAGUUGUAUACAGAAUUUGGAAAAAAAAAAUUAUGGUUCUCCAGAAAUGUAACAAACACUUGCCCAUUCAUUUUUAAUGAGAAAAAAAAGUUUCAAAAUGUAUCUAUUCUCACAAUUUUUGACCAAAUCACACAAUUUGGGCAUAAAAAAAUCCAGGACGGUGAGGGGCAUAGAAGUUAUACACAGAAUUUGGGAAAAAUUUACGGCUCCCCAGAAAUUUGCCAAAAACUUGCCCAUUCAUUUUUAAUGGGGAAUAAAAAGUUUCAAAAUGUAUCUAGUUUUACAUGAUACUAUGUAAAAAAACAUAACUCAUGUAAAACCAUACUAUCAUGUAAAAACGUGAUACUAUAAUGUAAACUGUGAUCAUUAGGUAAAAAUGUGAUUAUUUUCAGAUGUGAUCAUUAUUAUAUGGGCCAGAUAGUGUAAAAAUGAACGGACACAGUGAUAUGUAAAUGUGCUAACAUUAAAACCUUAUGAUGUAAAAACGUGAUACUUGUCAUGUGAAAAUGUGAUAAUUGUCAUGAAAAAUGGGAUCGUCGUCACAUAAAAACUGGAUAAUUGUUGGGGGGAAGUAUGUUUUCACAUGACAUCAUUAGCAUGUUUUAAUAUGAUAGUUUACAUAUAACUGUUGACGUUUUUGCAUGAUAAUACCACGCUUUUACAUAGUUAUCACAUUUUUUACAUAUCACAUUUUUACAUGAUAGGUUUUUCUGUGACAGUUAUCACAUUUUAAAUAGUAUGUAAAAAUAGUGUUUGUAGAUGACAAUUAUAACUAUCAUUUAAAAAAUGGAAUAUGUAAAAAACGUUAAAACGUGAUACUAUUAUGUAAAAUGUGAUCACUGUAAAAAUGCUAUCAUGUAAAAACGUGAUAUGGAAACGUGAUGUAUUAAAACCUUAUACUAUCAUGUAAAAAUGUGAUAAUUAUGAAAAAACAGGAUAAUUGUCACAUGUAAAAACAAACAUUGGGGAUGUCGCGUAAAAACAUUGUUUUUACAUGAUAAUUAUCACAUUUUUACAUGAUACGAAUCACCUUUACAUAUCACUUUGUCAAUGUUUUUACAUGAUUACCAUAUUUUACAUAGUUAUUUUUACAUGUCACAUUUUCGUAUGACAGUUAUUACAUUUUACAUGUUGGUAUCUUGUAAAAAUAUGAAACGCUCAUUUAAAAAAUAUGUAAAAAUAUGAUACUAUCAUGCAAAAUGUGAUCACUUUGUAAAAAAAAAUGAAAACACGUAAAAACAUACUAUCAUUAGUAUCAUUUUUUUACAUAAUUAUGUUUUACAUGAUUGUCACGUUUUUACAUAGUUCUCAUUUUUACAUGUCACAUUUUCACAGUGCUGGCCAAAAGUAUUAGCACCCCUGCAAUUAGGUCAAUGCUGAAUUUCUCCCAGAAAAUGAUUGCAAUUACAAAUGCUCUGGUUGUAAUAUCUUCAUUUAUUUUGCUUGCAAUAAACACAAAAGACAGGAAAAAAAAAAAUCAUUUCACACAAAACUGGGCUGGACAAAAGUAUUGGCACCCUCAGCCUAAUACUUUGUAGCACAACCUUUAGACCAGGGUUCACUAAAUCCGGACCUCGGUGCCACUUGUCCUGUCGUGUUUUCCAUGUCUGUCUCCUCCAACACACCUGAAUCAAAAUAAUCAGGAUCAUUAUCAGGCUUCUGCUUAGGCUGCUGAUGAUAUAAUCAUUUGAUCCAGGUGUGUUAGGGGAGAGAGACGUGGAAAACACGACAGGAAGAGUGGCACCGAGGUCCGAAUUUAGUGAACACGCUCUAGACAAUAUAACUGCGAACAACUGCUGCCGGUAUCCAUCAAUGAGUUUCUGUUAGGUCUAAACUUAAUACUUGAACUAAGAAAAAAACCUAGGAAAGGACGGAGGAAAGAUCAGACUUGAGACGUAGAUAAAUUUUCACUGGCGGCCACCAGGGAGAGGGUCGAAAGCGCAGCACGCUUGCUCACAGUGAGCCUCUCUCAGCCCCCUCCCUGGGGUUGCGUCUUUUAUUGACAAGUGGGAGAGCAUUCAUUGCACAUGCGUAAGUUUCGUUUAGCUGUUAUGGUAUCGUUUACUGAGAACAGAAACCAGAAUGAAGCAUUAUGGUGACGUUUACUGAAAACAGAAACCUUACUCUUUUCAUUGUGUAAGCACUAAAGCACAAGCGAAUAGUCUGUUACAUGAGAAAACAUAAUCAUAACACCUAGUUUUAAACACACAUAAUUGGUUUAAUUAUUGUAAAUACUGUUAGUGUGCAAAAGCAUUGAAGCACAUCUUACAGUUUCUUACAAUGCGCUGCUGGAAUUUUAGACCAUUUUUCUUUGGCAAACUGCUCCAGGUCUCUGAGAAUUAAAGGGUGCCUUCUCCAAACUGCCAUUUUCACAUCUCUCCACAGGUGUUCUAUGGGAUUCAGAUCUGGACUCAUUGCUGGCCACUUUAAAAGUCUCCAGUGCUUUUUCUCAAACCAUUUUCUAGUGCUUUUUGAAGUGUGUUUUGAGUCAUUGUCCUGCUGGAAGACCCAUGACCUCUGAGGGAGACCCAGCUUUCUCACACUGGGCGCUACAUUAUGCUGCAAAAUUUGUUGGUAGUCUUCAGACGUCAUGAUGCCAUGCACACGGUCAAGCAGUCCAGUGCCAGAGGUAGCAGAGCAACCCCAAAACAUCAGGCAACCUCUGCCACGUUGGACUGUGGGGACCAUGUUCUUUUCUUUGAAGGCCUUGUUUUUUUCCGUGUAAAUUGUAUGUUGAUGCCUUUUCCCAAAAAGCUCUACUUUUGUCUCAUCUGACCUGAGAACAUUCUUCCAAAACACUUUGGCUUUCUCAGGUAAGUUUUAGCAAAGUCCAACCUGGCUUUUUUAUGACUCUGGGUCAGAAGUGGGGUCUUCCCGGGUAUCCUACGAUGGAGUCCCUUUUCAUUCAGACGCCGAUGGAUAGUACGGGUUGACACUGUUAGACCCCUGGAUCACUAGACAGCUUGAACUUGUUAAGAUGUUAGUCGAGGUUCUUUAGCCACCAUCCGCACAAUCUUUUAAUUGAAAUAUCUCAAUUUUUCUUUUCUGUUCACAUCUAGGAAGGUUAGCCACAGUGCCAUGGGCUUUACACUUAUUGAUGACACUGCGCACGGUAGACGCAGGAACAUUCAGGCCUUUGUAGAUGGACUUGUAGCCUUGACACUGCCCAUGCUUCCCCACAAUUUUGCUUCUCAAGACCUCAGACAGUUCUUUGGUCUUCUUUCUUUUCUCCAUGUUCAACUUGGUACACACAAGGAUAGAGGUUGAGUCAACUUUAAUCCAUUUUAACUGGCUGCAAGUGUGAUUUAGUUAUUGCCACCACCUGUUAUGUGCCACAGGUAAAUAACAAGUGCUGUUAAUUACACAAAUUACAGAAGCAUAACCAUUUUUUCAAUGGAUGCCAAGACUUUUCUCCGGCCUAUUUUUGGGAGUUAUGUGUAAAAUGAUAAUGAUUUUUUAAAAAAUUCUAAUCCUCUGUGUUUUUCCUUUGCAAAAAAAAAAAAAAAAUGAAUAUAUUACUACCAUAGUAUUUGUAAUUGCAAUCAUUUUCUGGGAGAAAUUGAGCAUUAUCUGACAGAAUUGAAGGGGUGCGAAUACUUUCGGCCAGCAGUGUACAUGAUAGUCUCAUGUGGAAGAAAUCAUAAGUAUCACGUUAAAACAUACCGUCAUUUAAAUAAAUGUAAUACUAUGUAAAAAGAUGAUAUAUAAAAACAUGUAAACAUACUAUAUCAUUAAAUGUGAUCAUUAUGUAAAAAUGUGAUCAUGAUGUAACACAUGUUAACGUGAUAACGAUCAUGUUAAAUUGUGAUACUAUCAUGGAAAAACUAUGGAAAAGUGUAAUGAUUGUCAUGUAAAAUGUGAUACUUGAUUUAAAAAAAAAUUUUUUUUUUUUGGGUGGCAGCAUUACGCUUCUGUAAUUUGGCCAUUAGCAAUCUGCGCUUCGCUCUUUGUUUGGGUGACUAGGGAAACUGAAUUCCUCUUGGAGACAAAUCACCUAAGUUUAACCGAAUACUCUAAAUUGUCCAUUGAUUUGAAGUGUGUGCGUGUGAAUGGUUAUCUAUACGUGCCAUGUGAUUAGCUGGUAUACCCCACCUACAGUUGUGGUCAAAAGUUUACAUACACUUGUGAAGAACAUAAUGUCAUGGCUGUCUUGAGUUUCCAGUUAUUUCUACAACUCUGAUUUUUCUCUGAUAGUGUGAUUGGAACAGAUACUUCUUUGUCACAAAAAACAUUCAUGAAGUUUGGUUCUUUUAUGACUUUAUUAUGGGUGAACAGAAAAAAGUGAUCAAAUCUGCUGGGUCAAAAAUAUACAUACAGCAGCGCUAAUAUUUGGUUACAUGUCCAUUAGCCAUUUUCACUUCAAUUAGGCGCUUUUGGUAGCCAUCCACAAGCUUCUGGUUGAAUCUUUGACCACUCCUCUUGACAGAAUUGGUGCAGUUCAGUUAAAUUUGAUGGCUUUCUGACAUGGACUUGUUUCUUCAGCAUUGUCCACAAGUUCUCAAUGGGGUUUAAGUCAGGACUUUGGCCAUUCGAAAACUAUAAAUCUAGCCUGAUUUAGCCAUUCCAUUACCACUUUUGAUGUGUGUUUGGGGUCAUUGUCCUGUUGGAACACCCAACUGCGCCCAAGACCCAAUCUUCGGGCUGAUGACUUUAGGUUAUCUUGAAGAAUUUGAAGGUAAUCCUCCUUCUUCAUUAUCCCAUUUACUCUCUGUAAAGCACCAGUUCCAUUGGCAGCAAAACAGCCCCACAGCAUAAUACUACCACCACCGUGCUUGACGGUAGGCAUGGUGUACUUGGGGUUAAAGGCCUCACCUUUUCUCCUCCAAACAUAUUGCUGGGCAUUGUGGCCAAACAGCUCGAUUUUUGUUUCGUCUGACCACAGAACUUUCCUCCAGAAGGUCUUAUCUUUGUCCAUGUGAUCAGCAGCAAACUUCAGUCGAGCCUUAAGGUGCCGCUUUUGGAGCAAGGGCUUCCUUCUUGCACGGCAGCCUCUCAGUCCACAGAGAUGCAAAACACGCUUGACUGUGGACACUGACACCUGUGUUCCAGCAACUUCUAAUUCUUGGCAGAUCUGCUUUUUGGUGAUUCUCGGUUGAAUCUUCACCCUCCUGACCAAUUUUCUCUCAGCGGCAGGUGAUAGCUUGCGUUUUCUUCCUGAUCGUGGCAGUGACAAAACAGUGCCAUGCACUUUAUACUUACAAAAAAUUGUUUGCACUGUUGCUCUUGGGACCUGCAGCUGCUUUGAAAUGGCUCCAAGUGACUUUCCUGACUUGUUCAAGUCAAUGAUUCGCUUUUUCAGAUCCAUGCUGAGCUCCUUUGACUUUCCCAUUGUAGCGUUUGUGGGCGUUUGCAUCCAAUGAGCCCUAUUUAAAUGGCCUCAGAGAAGUCAAAAUUGCUCAUUCGUGUUGCUGUAUGUAUAUUUUUGACCCAGCAGAUUUGAUCACUUUUUCUGUUAACCCAUAAUAAAGUCAUAAAAGAACCAAACUACAUGAAUGUUUUUUGUGACAAAGAAGUAUCUGUUUCGAUCACUCUAUCGGAGAAAAAUCAAGAGUUGUAGUAAUAACUGGAAACUCAAGAGAGUCAUGACAUUAU